Molecule: messenger RNA, 3395 nt
Organism: Daldinia caldariorum
Lineage: Eukaryota; Fungi; Ascomycota; Sordariomycetes; Xylariales; Hypoxylaceae
Exons: 6
Coding region: 92-3127 (1011 amino acids)
Molecular function (GO): ADP binding; protein binding
Source: RefSeq, a predicted model, not a curated record
CCUUAAAGUCGUAACCCAUCCCUCUCCCUUCUUUUACACCGUUCCAAAAAUCACCACCAUCAUCAUACCUUUUACCGAUGAUCCUAGCACUAUGCGUGAAACUGAGCUUCAGAUCCUUUUUGAUAGUAGCAGGGUUAGCCCGGAUCCCGCCAUCCCAGAGAUAGAUAUCGUGGCAGUACAUGGGCUCAACUUUAGGAAUAACCCCGACCAUGCGCAAGAUACCUGGAAGGCGGGCAAAUGUCUAUGGUUGAGGGACUUUCUACCUGGAAAACUCACGAAGCCAGCUCGGGUCAUGCUGUUCUCCUAUAACUCUAGCCCUGCCUUGGGUGCUUCAGCAAUGAAACUCGAUAACCAUGCCAAGACUCUGCUCCAGUUGCUUGAGCUCGAGAGAGAGAAGGCACCACAAAGACCACUCGUAUUCAUCUGUCACAGCCUUGGCGGCUUGGUUGUUAAGGAGGCUCUUAUCGAAGCAAGUUUAGACGAUACACGCAAGCCCAUCCUCCAGGCGACCAGACUGCUUGUUUUCUUCGCCACACCCCAUCGCGGUGGAAACUACGCCAACAUUGGUGAUAUUGUUGCCAAGAUAGUUAGAUUUGGUUCAGGCAACCGACGUGAUAAUAAGCUUCUCGAUGAGCUCCAAAAGAAUUCCGACAGCGCGAACAAACGGUUUGUUCAAUCGCGACAUAUAUAUGAGCGAUGCCUCGUUGUGAACUUUUUCGAAGGAGAAUCAUAUGGCAAGUUAGGAAUCAUAGUAAACCAGGAUUCUGCGACUCUAGGACUGCCUGGGCCCCGAGAGAAGCAAGUUCCAGUAACUGCCGACCACAGCUCUAUCUGCAAGUUUGAUUCGAUUGACUCGUCAAACUGCAGGCUCGUGUUGGGAACCAUUGUGAAGCAAAUUGGCCUCGCGCUAGAGACUGAACGUAUACGUUUAGCUAGAAAUAUGCACUGGAUCGUCCCGCGGUCUGCCAGUCCGAUAUUUACCGGUAGACGGGACAUAAUACAGAAAAUUAGAAACGCUGUGACUUCCUCCCGAUCUCAUACCCAGAAGAGAUUUGUCUUGACUGGGAUAGGCGGCAUGGGCAAAAGUGAAAUUUGCCUCCGGGCGGCCCAAGAACUUCGCGAAGAAUUCUGGGGCGUGUUCUGGGUAGAUGUUAGCAGCAGCUCUACUGCCAAAGCAGGGUUCUCCGCCAUAGCAAAGAAGCUGGGGUCAAACGGAACAGAGAUUGACGACGCUCGACUUGCUCUUUCUAAUGUCGACCCUAAGGACCACUGGCUCCUCAUCUUGGAUAACGCCGACGAUCCAACUGUCGACUACCAACAGUACUGUCCUUCUGGCACUCGAGGCGCAAUUAUCGUAACGUCUAGAAAUCCCGAAUGUCGUACUUACGCGACGGUUGGUGCCAUAGAUCUUAGCAGCCUAGACAAAGAGGACUGUAUUAGCCUCCUCUUGCAACGGAUAAAAUCCACUUCAAAUCUGCUAGAACCGAACCACCACGAUGCUGCGAGAGUCGUUGAUAUCUUGGGUUCACAUACGCUUGCUAUAUUGCAAGCUGGAGCGUAUAUUGCGCACAAAUAUUGUUCCCUGGGGGAAUAUCCCGACGUUGUGCAAAAGAAACGCGAACAGGUGUUUAAGUUUAACUUGACCCAGGACCAAUCGAGAUACCGCAAUGUGUAUGCUACUUUUGAAGCAUCGGCAGAGAUUUUGGACAGCAUGGAGUCGGAGCAGGCUCGAGAUUCUUUAUGUCUCCUCCAAGUGUUAUCGCCACUGCACUAUGAAAAUAUGCCUCUGGAUCUUUUACAUGACGCAUGGAAUGGCGCGCAAGAACUUCGGGAAGAAGAUCGAGAUGAUGAUGAUGAUGAUUAUCUCAAGUACCUGACCGAUGAGCACGUUUCGCAGCUUCCGGAUUUCCUUGAACCACAUAGUGAUACUUGGGGUUCAUUUCGUAUGUUGCAGGCUGUGAACCUGCUCGAAUCUCUUGCUCUGAUUAGAAAGAGCAACAUCGACAAAUGCGACACAGUGUCUAUGCAUCCACUCGUCCAUAGCUGGAUCAACCUCCGUCAAACACAGACCGAGAGAGAGGAAUCCCUGGACAAGGGCUUAUGCAUCUUCGCACUCUCUUUUUACUGCCAGCGCCAUUGGCAGCCAUAUCGUGACCGCAUAGGCCCCCACCUAUUGCCAUUUCUGGAGCCGAGUUCACUGACACAAAAAAGGUUGCAUGGCUACUUGUUACCAGCAUACGUCCAAAUCGGCUGGCUAUUAGACCGAUUACGAUAUGAUCAAAAGCUAGAGGAACUUCUGAAAUAUAUCUUUACCGACCUAGACAUCAGUCGUGACACCCCCAGCGAAAGGUUUUUAGUUCUUUACGACUUGAGCUCAAGUAACGCUUUCGAGCAGAGAAAUCUAGAGCUUUCAAUCAAACUGUUAAGGCAGAUAAUCCAGAUACAAGGAAUGAAACUUGAUGAAACGCAUCUCGUUCAGCUCGGUUCACGACAUAGGCUUGCUAGCUCAUAUCUAGAAAACGGGCAAAUACAAGAAGCUAUUGAUCUAUUAGAAUACGUUGUUCAAAUUAGAAAGACGAUACUUAGUGAGACACAUCCCGAUCGACUUGCUUCACAACAUAUGCUUGCUAGCUCAUAUCUAAAAAACGGGCAAAUACAAGAAGCUAUUGAUCUAUUGGAAUACGUUGUUCAAAUCGAAAAAACAACACUUAGUAAGACACAUCCCGAUCGACUUACUUCACAACAUAUGCUUGCUAGCUCAUAUCUAGAAAACGGGCAAAUACAAGAAGCUAUUGAUCUAUUGGAAUACGUUGUUCGAAUAGAAAAAACAACGCUCAACGAGAAUAAUCCUAGUCGAAUUCUUUCUCAAGAGUUACUCGCCAAAGCGCGUCAAGCUUAUGCUGAGAUAACCGAUCCACAACCCGCCUCUACCUCGUCUGCGACAGAACAGCGAUUUGAGUCCGAGGAAAAGCGCCAAAGGUGGUAUAAACCAUCAAGGGUUAAGGGGCUUUUCGAAAGCAUGAAACACAAAACGGGUAGCAUACCCCUCGCUAGGCGGACUGGGCGAGUGGCAAUGGCUUCUCAUGGGAGGGACCCCGAGAGGGUGGACGAAGACUCGAAAGGCUAGGCGGUGUAUUUUCCUUUGUAACUGUUUGCUAUUUCGAUACCUGUAUGUGUUUCUUUACUAAAAUAUUACUUGGGAAGGCGUAUGGGGUAUAUCCUUAUGAUUGACUAACUGUGGCAUGCCGGCGUUGGGGGAUACACCUGCGUAGGUAAAGGACAUACAUGUGUAUUAGCAGAGAAUAGAACUCACGAUUAUGAUGAACCUACAUCACACGAUUGGAUAUAAGCACCGACUGCGCUACUAGCGCGGGGAUUCAUUUUUGCUAAGAGGU